Messenger RNA from Xylona heveae TC161, 1930 nucleotides. RefSeq lists its product as hypothetical. The record is from RefSeq and is a predicted model, not a curated record. The transcript has 4 exons. Lineage: Eukaryota; Fungi; Ascomycota; Xylonomycetes; Xylonales; Xylonaceae. Bases 200 to 1930 code for a protein of 576 amino acids.
GAACCCUCGUUUGUUUACAUCCGACUUGGCGGUCAAGAGGUUAAGUUGUUGCGACGACGUUGAAGAAAACGGGCGGCGAUUCCACACUGUAUACCGUCAGAGCAGAAAAAUAACUGGGCUUGUGCGAGGGGUUGACCGAUAAUUUAUUCUCGAUCUUCUGAAUCGUCGGGUUAUAGGCGCGGCUGACGGACUUGUCGCAAUGGAUCCAGAAAGCUUAGCAACUGCUUCGACAUAUUUGAAUAACUUGCUUCUUGCGCGAGGCCUCUUGCGCAGUGGAAAGCCAGUUGAGUUCUCCAGGCCGUCUCGUGGCGAGGGCGGGAAAGAAGCAACAUAUGGAAAGAUUAUAAAUCUCGUUCAUGACUUGGUGCUAAGGAGAGACCGAGAAGCGGAACAGCGAGAGAAUUUGGCAAAUACGAUCAGAACACUUCGGCGCAAUGAAGCGGGAAAUAAUCUUGAAAUGGAGCGCCUUCGAGAAAGAAAUGCAGACCUUACUCGGCAGCUUGCUCUUGCGCAGGGUCAAGAGCGGGUUUACAAAUCAUCGAUCCGUACAGCAGAAGCCUCCGCGCGCUCACACAGAGACGAGAUGCUCCGGAUGAAGUCACUGCUGCAGCAGGUCCGAACACAGUGUGCCAACGACAUUCGGAAACGAGACAUGCAAAUCCAGAAGCUGAAGCACCAUCUAGCAACUCAGCAGCGUGGAACUCGAAGUGGACUCGUGCAUUCGACAAUGACGAUAUCACCAAUUACACCUUCAAUGGCUGCAUCCAAGGCUGAGAGACAUUCUUCUCCCGACAGCUCCGAUUUGAGUCUGAAGCAGGAGACGACUGAGUUCUUGACAAAUUUCAGCCAGCAAUUGAGUGAUGAGAAUGAUAAUCUUAUUGGACUAAUCACAAGUUCGACGUCAACGCUGAGAUCGCUACAGGGUCUCCCUCCUGCAUCUCAUUCUGGCUUUAGUGUGUCUGAGGAGUUCCAGGAAGGCGGCCUUGACAAUUCUUCGGAAAUGGAGCUCGUAUCAUGCGUGCCGACUUCUUACGAGGAACUUGCAGUGGAUAUGGAUGAAGUUCUGGAGCACCUCCGCACCAUCUUGACGAAUCCAAAUUUCGUUCCUCUCGAGGAACUUGAAAUCCGGGAAGAUGAAGUUGUUAGGUUGAGAGAAGGUUGGGAGAAGAUGGAAGAGAGAUGGAGAGAGGCUGUCACCAUGAUGGACAGCUGGCGCAAAAGAAUGGUUAGUGGUGGAGAGACUAUUAACUUGGAUGAGCUCAAGGCAGGCCUCAAAUUGGGCCAAGGCUUGGAAACGUUGACGCCACGAACAAUUGCAAGAUCACAUCCGAAGAAGAGCCCCAAUAGGAAAGAGGCCCAUGAGCAGCUCACACAAGGAGAAGUGCCAUUGCAGCCGCGCGGUAACUCCAAGGAACAGAUUGAGGGCGAAGAAGAAGGCUGGGAGGAGGAUGAACAAGCUUCCGAUGAAGAGGAAGACGAGUUGGCAUUUUCUCAACCCAGCCCAGCCUCCCGUCGCCACCUGUCAGUCCUCGGCGAACAAAGCGGAAACGCUCAGCCGACAAGAUCACCGCGUAAAGUGUCUUUUCAAGACAUUCCCGAAGAAGAGGACAGCCAACAACCAGAGGGUCGCAUCAAUGGAGGGUUGGGUGUCAUCCCUGACCUCAAGGCAACACCCCACAAACUAUCCCCGGAGAAAUCCAGCAGAGAAUCGACGCAGUCAAGAAGUCCUCGACAGACACCCAAGCAGAUUUCAACUCCUCUUACUGUUCGGCAAAAGCUGGAAAAUGCACGAGCUGAAGCAGAGGCAACAAAGUCAGGACGUAGACGGAAGAGUAUCACAAGGCGAAGCGGCGUAAGAAGCGGACGCAGGAGAAGCACAUUGAGCAAAGAGGAGCUUGAUGCCCUAAUCGGUCGUGUCGACAGCCUCUAG